UUAUUUUAGUUUUAAAAUGAUUUUCAAAUUUUUUCUACAUGCUUUCACUCUAAAGAAAAAGCAACAAAUCAAAAGCAUUAUUAUUAAUAAUCACUAUUUGCACACCGACACCAAUUCUGUCCUGAAUAUAUCUAUAUCGCAUUUAAAGCAAUUGUUCAAACAAAAAUGUUUAUCCGUAGUAGACGGUCAUGUAUGUCUUAUAGCGGACUGUCCUAUAUGCAAUAACGAAAAGAAAGAUGCAAAACUUUAUGUAAAUAAAACAACAGGAUUUUUUAUGUGCGAUAAAUGCAAAUGCACUGGCUCUUGGGAUAUAUUAAGAAAAUUUUUAUCGACACAGAAAUCAAUGGAAAAACUGAAAGAACUCGAUAUACUAAAAGCAGAUCUACGCAAGGAACAAGAUUUCGAUAAAAAGUGGAAAGAUAUGAAAGAAAACUGUCGAGAUAUCAUGGAGCUGACCACGGAAGAAUACAACGCGCUUCUCGAUAAUUUCUCGUUACCAGAUGUUUCGCAAGAAGAUAUGAGCCAAUUAAAGUGCAUUUACAAAGAGACAUCAAAAGUAUUAUAUUUCCCAUUAAUAGGACUAGAAAAUUCUGUUGUCGGAUAUAAAUUCAUUGAAACCGACGUAAAAGCAGAGCCAACAUUCCCUGUCUCUAGUGUCAGCGGAUGCGUUACGUACAAACAGAAUACCGGUAAAAACGAUAAUACCGCUGUGAUCGUAGAAAGUAUAUACGAUUUGUUAGCUUUGGUUGCACAGAAAUCUGCAAAUAUAAUUAUCUGUUUACCAUACAAUUUAAAAACUCUACCUCAGCAGUUAUUACCAUAUAUGGAAUCCUUCAAAAAGUUAACUUUAUGGUUUGGAAAUGACGAGACAAGUUGGUAUACCGCUAGACAGUUUGCAAAAAAAUUAAACGAAAAACGAUGUUACUUCGUGAGACCGACAGAUUUACAACCGCAACCAAAAUUGGCUGCAGAAAUGGGUUACAAUCUAAAAGGUAUUCUUGAAAAUGCUCAAGCUGUGUGGCAUAAAAGUAUAACUACCUUUCGAGAAUUCAGGGAAGAAGUGUUGAGCGAUUUGCAAAAUAUCGAUAAAGUACAAGGUGUAAAAUGGAAAAGAUAUCCAGUUCUGAAUCGUAUACUGAAGGGUCACAGAAGAGGAGAAUUGACGAUAUUAACAGGGCCGACGGGGUGCGGUAAGACAACUUUUAUGAGCGAGUAUUCCUUAGAUUUAGCAAUGCAAGGCGUCAAUACCUUAUGGGGUAGCUUCGAGAUAAGGAAUGCACGAUUAGCGAGAACAAUGUUGCAACAAAUGGUAGAGCUACCUCUGGAUCAACAUCUAGACAAUUUUGAUUUAUACGCGGAUGCUUUUGAAAAAUUACCAAUUUACUUUAUGACAUUUCACGGUCAGCAAACUAUUAAAGUAGUGAUGGAUGCAGUCGAGCAUGCAACUUAUGUUCACGAUAUAGCUCAUGUUAUAAUCGAUAACGUUCAGUUUAUGAUGGGUACAUCGGAUGAGUCCAAGCACAUGGACAGAUUCUGGAAGCAGGAUGAUAUAAUUGCGAAAUUUCGGAAUUUUGCUACCAAAUACAAUUGUCACGUGACUGCGAUAAUACAUCCAAGAAAAGAGCGUAGCGAAGAAGAGUUAACGACUUCGUCAAUUUUUGGAGGCGCCAAAGCGAGUCAAGAAGCUGAUAAUGUACUCAUCAUUCAAGACAAGAGAUUCAGUAGCGUACGGGGCAAAAAAUAUUUACAAGUUGCUAAAAAUAGAUACAGCGGAGAUUUGGGUAUAAUGAUGUUAGAAUUUGAAAAGUCUAGUCUUAGUUAUUCCUCGAGAUUGAAACAAAAAAGUGAGAAUACAGAGAAAGAAAAAUUCUUAAAAAUUACGCAUACGACAAAACAAAUUAAUAAACGAACCGAUAUAUGAAUUUAUGUUGUUAUUUUAUUAAAAAUUGUACAUAGGGUUAUCGUAACGAGCAGUGUAUGACGGAAAAUUGUUCGUUCGAUUUGCAAUUAUAAAUAAAUUGAAUUUGUAACACGUGUGUCAAAGAUUGAAAGCUAGCCUAAGGACUGUUUCGUCCUUACGCUAGCCGACGUUUGCACGAGAUUAAAUGUUAACUAAACGAUCGUAAAUCGGUGUCUUUAACGAGGGUAGUAGUUUACUGUUGUACCGACUACACGGGUUUCUAAUCUAACGUGGGUGGGAAAAUUUUAUCAGAAAAAGCAAAGCAAUAAACGUGUAUAGUAUAUUUGUAAUUUACCAUUUAGUUAGUGAUUUCUUUGGACUUUUGUCUCGAUCAAGUUGUAGUAGUUAAAUACGAGAAAGAUAAUAAACGAAACAGAAAGUGAUUACGCAAGAAAUGAGAUUAA
Messenger RNA from Hylaeus volcanicus, 2364 nucleotides. RefSeq names its product mitochondrial DNA helicase (gene mtDNA-helicase). Lineage: Eukaryota; Metazoa; Arthropoda; Insecta; Hymenoptera; Colletidae. Gene Ontology annotation, cellular component: mitochondrion. The transcript is spliced from 6 exons. The record is from RefSeq and is a predicted model, not a curated record. Bases 17 to 1921 code for a protein of 634 amino acids. Gene Ontology annotation, molecular function: ATP binding; 5'-3' DNA helicase activity; single-stranded DNA binding. Gene Ontology annotation, biological process: mitochondrial DNA replication.